Messenger RNA from Mirounga angustirostris (Northern elephant seal), 4188 nucleotides. RefSeq names its product sphingomyelin synthase 1 (gene SGMS1). The transcript is spliced from 14 exons. The coding region runs from base 1421 to 2758 and encodes 445 amino acids. Gene Ontology annotation, molecular function: ceramide cholinephosphotransferase activity; sphingomyelin synthase activity. The record is from RefSeq and is a predicted model, not a curated record. Gene Ontology annotation, cellular component: endoplasmic reticulum membrane; Golgi membrane; plasma membrane. Gene Ontology annotation, biological process: ceramide biosynthetic process; sphingomyelin biosynthetic process. Lineage: Eukaryota; Metazoa; Chordata; Mammalia; Carnivora; Phocidae.
AGAGCCGGGCCGGCGCGGGCAGCGGACUGGGCAUGCUCGGCAGCCCGGAGGCUCGCGGUGGCAAGUCGGAAGCGUUCGCACCAGCGAGGCGGCGGCCGCGGGCAGGACGGAGCGGACAGGGCGGGCCAGGAGAGGCAGCCGUCCCUCCGCGCACUGCGAGCCAGCGGGAGAGCGCGAUCCCGCUGCGGAGCCCCGACGCUGCCCUGCCCCGGAUUUCGGUGCGCGGCGGGGGGCUCGGCGAGCGGAAUUCCGGCGGCGGCCGCGACUCCGGUGCAACCACUUGAGAGGAAAAUGGUCCUGAAGCCUUGACUUGAGAAGCGUGGCGUGGAGCGGUGUCACUGGCUUUCAGGAUAACAAAGCUGUUUUCCAAAUGUCCAUCUGCAUCUCGACUUUCACUGCCUGCACACCAAUUUCAGCAUCUUCCCUGGAGAAGAAUGACAGAGGAGUCUGUGGACAGGUAGCAGGCUGAGGGAGCAUGAACGGCCUUGAACGUGCCCCUGGGCUUAUUUAGCCAUUCGCUUUUCAUUAGGAGAAAGAGACGGCCAUCCGCUUGAGAGGGGUGGUCUCUGACACGGAGGCUCCAGCUACAUCCCUUAUCCCACUGGACCCAGCCCUGGACUCGCCCGUGCUGGCCGGCCGUUUCUUUCACGCCUCGAGUCAGGAAGAGGGUGAACUUCAUGAAAAUCUGAGUUAACUCCACUUCAAGCAAGCUCCAGUGACCGAAGAGCUAUAGAUCUUCUGAAUUUCGAGAGCAGUGAAGUAGGAGCAUAGCAGAGAGUGUAUGAAAGACAACACGUUGGAAGGAAGAUUGAUGCAGACAAAAGCAACAUGAUUCAGGGACAUCACUGAGAUCUUUGGGGACUGCACAAAAGCGUCUGGUUGGGAACGUCAUGAAGGAAGGGACAAGACUCUGCCCGAGGAAGCGUACGCGAGAAUAACGUAGAAGGAGCCCGUUGAUAAAUGCAGUACAGCUGCUGUUGGAGGCCUGGAAACUGAGUUUUGGAAGGAUUCAGUAACGGAUAAACACCGCUCUGUGGGUACACAGCAGAGGUGUAGUUCAAGCCUGUCUGUCCAGCCCGAGUCAAACCUUCUCCACUGUUCGUGGUUUUUUGAAAGUCUUCCGCGUCGAAUGACCAGCCUAGAAGGCUCUUGCUAGCUGGUGAUGGAAAUGUGCUGGAGCAAUGGGAGAAGCUGGUAACUUCUAGGAAGCCAAGAUGACAAGAAUUGUUUUAAAUAAUCAAAGGAAGACGGCCGGGGCGCCAUGAGGUGAGCGCGUGCCGGCGCCCAGAGCCCCGGAGAGCGGUGUGCGGGCUGCGGGAGCGGGAGCGGCCCCGCGCAUCUGGCCACGCACGUCCCCGGCAUGAGGCCGGGCAGCAUGGGUGCGCCGCCGCGGGACCGCUGACCCCCGCCCGCCGGGACCAUGAAGGAGGUGGCGUACUGGUCCCCCAAGAAGGUGGCAGACUGGCUGCUGGAGCACGCCAUGCCCGAGUACUGUGAGCCCCUGGAGCACUUCACGGGCCGGGACCUGAUCGGCCUGACCCGGGAGGACUUCGCGCGGCCGCCCCUGUGCCGCGUGUCGGCCGACAGCGGGCAGCGGCUCCUGGACAUGAUCGAGACCCUGAAGGUGGAACAGCACAUGGAGGCGCACAAGAACGGCCACGCCAACGGGCACCUGGGUGCAGGUGUGGCCGGCCCUGGCCCCGCCGCCGGCUUUGGCCUGCAGGCCAAGCCCAACGGGGUGCCCAACGGCUACAGGAAGGAGAUGAUCAAGAUCCCCAUGCCAGAGCCCGAGCGCUCCCAGUACCCCAUGGAGUGGGGCAAGACGUGCCUGGCCUUCCUGUAUGCUCUGUCCUGCUUCGUCCUCACCACAGUGAUGAUCUCGGUCGUCCACGAGCGAGUGCCUCCCAAGGAGGUGCAGCCCCCGCUGCCGGACACGUUCUUUGACCAUUUUAACCGGGUGCAGUGGGCCUUUUCUAUCUGUGAAAUUAACGGCAUGAUCCUCGUAGGACUCUGGUUAAUUCAGUGGCUGCUCUUAAAAUACAAGUCCAUCAUCAGCAGGAGGUUCUUCUGCAUAGUCGGCACGCUCUACCUUUACCGUUGUAUCACGAUGUACGUGACCACCCUCCCGGUGCCCGGCAUGCAUUUCAACUGCUCUCCGAAGCUUUUUGGAGACUGGGAAGCCCAGCUGCGGAGAAUAAUGAAGCUCAUCGCUGGCGGCGGCCUGUCCAUCACUGGCUCUCACAACAUGUGUGGGGACUAUCUGUACAGCGGUCACACGGUCAUGCUCACACUCACCUACUUAUUUAUCAAAGAGUAUUCCCCUCGACGAUUCUGGUGGUACCACUGGAUCUGCUGGCUGCUCAGCGUGGUUGGGAUCUUCUGCAUCCUCUUGGCGCACGACCACUACACUGUGGACGUGGUGGUGGCCUACUACAUCACCACGAGACUCUUCUGGUGGUACCACACGAUGGCCAACCAGCAAGUGAGUGUCCCUCCUCGUGGGAUUGCAGCCUCUCUUCCCCCUGGCCCUGCGGUGCCCACACGGCAGGGGGAGGGGGCGGACCGUCCGGCAUCUAAGGUGCUAAAAGAAGCUUCCCAGAUGAACCUCCUGGCUAGGGUGUGGUGGUACAGGCCGUUUCAGUACUUCGAAAAGAAUGUCCAAGGAAUCGUACCUCGCUCUUACCAUUGGCCCUUCCCCUGGCCAGUCGUCCACCUCAGCAGACAAGUGAAAUACAGCCGCUUGGUGAACGACACAUAACGGCCGCUCAAGGCCCUGGAGCGUGGAGCUGUCCGAAGUGCUAAGAACUCCGUGAGAGAAGAUGCCAUAAACAAACACCUCCCUAAUCCUGUUCUCUUUCAAAAGUUACCUUGACUUAACCUAUUGAGUUACCUGGUCAGCACUGUGAUCUUUUUUUCUCUCCAAAGGACCUGCGUUGGACAACAAUAAAGAGAAUUUAACCUAUCAUGCACUGUACACAUUUUCCUGUUCAUAAGUUUGGGAUUUCCAUAACCUGCGACCACCCUGUUCCUUUGUAUAUGAUGCAGCAGCAUAAAUGUAAGCUUUUAUAUCAUCAGUUCUGGUCUUUCCAGGCACAUCUGGAAAUAAAGCGUAUUAUUUUCUUGGGAAAACAUACUUUUCAUAUCUCUUGCCCCAAAGAUUGGGCUGUAAGCCAUUUUCUAGCAAAUGUCUCUAUGAAGGUUUCUGAGUACCUGAAUGGGGUUCAAUUCUGAAAUCUUUCUACCUGUUGCACCGAUAUUCAAAUAAAAAUGACAGACACAGAAAGGUUCGGUAACUUUGGGUUUUGUAAAAAUCAGCAGAGAGAGUGUGUCAAAAAGUGCAAAAAAAAAAAAGAUUCUGUUAUAAAGUGAUUUUCUAAGUAUUUCCUAACUUUAUUUUUCAAAAUAAUGUUAUGAAAACCAAAUUUAAAGAUUUUUACAUGUCGGAGAGAAGAGAGUUAAAAUUUAAAAAUGCUUCUUGGGAGAGAAAUUUGUCUAUGUUUCUAGUGCCUUUCUUGUCUUGAUUGUAUGGUCAGUAGGCAAUCUUAAAUGUUUUUAUUUAAAAUAAAAUAUUCCAUGGAAAUAUAAAUGUAUGUAUACACUACUAAAUUUUGCAUUUAUAGCUAAAUUAAAUCAGAAGACUGCUUAUGGUUUUUAAAUCGCUAUGAAUUAAAGAAAGGGGGAGUUAAUCAGAAAGUCAGAACCUGUUCCCAUAUUGUGAGCAGGUAGCAAUGACAUGUACCACUUAAAUUAUUUUAUCACCUAUUUGGUAGUUCGAUUUUAACUAUACAGUGAAAACAGCCAUGAAUACUUUGUUUUUAAAAAGAGAGUUUUGAAAAAUGAUCAUUUAACUAAAAAACGUGAAAGCUCUAAAUUAGUUAUCCAUACUCUCACGACAAUUUUGUUGGUGAACAACAAAACAGAGAUCUAUUUCUUUAAAAUAUAUUUGUGCAGAAACUGCAUGUAACUCUAAGUUUUACUCCUAACAUGAGUAUGUUUGGGGAAGUAUUCUCUUCUAUACUUGCCAAUGUGGAGAACAAAAUAGUUUUUUAAGAAUGAAGAAGUAUAUAUAUCCAUUCUGUAUUUUAUGCAGCAGAAUUAUCUUCCAUAGGGUUUUUUUGUGUAUUCACAAGGUGAUAUUUGUAUUGUAAAACAAUAAUGGUGAAGGAAAUAAAAAGGCUUUUAAAAUUU